AUGGCGAAUUACGAGCGCAUACCAAAUCGGGAGCAAGAAGCUGAGACGAAGCCCGAGGCGAAAUUCUCCUCCGUCGGGAAAGGCGAAGGAGCUCCGCCGCCCGGGGUGUCGAUUGGAUGGCCGGCCAACGGGAUGCCGGUGGCUGAUCCGGCGGCGCAGAGGUCCGAAUGGGAAACCGGGCUUUUCUCCUGCCUGGGCAAAAAUGAUGAAUUUUACAGCAGUGAUCUUGAAGUUUGUUUAUUGGGCAGUGUUGCCCCAUGUGUGCUCCAUGCUAGUAAUGUCGAGAGGCUUGGAUCAGGACCCGGUACUUUCGCCAAUCACUGCUUGCCUUACACUGGCCUAUACUUGCUCGGCAAUUGCCUUUUCGGCUGGAACUGUCUUGCACCUUGGUUUUCGUACACCAAUCGUACAGCCAUACGCCACAAGUUCAACUUAGAGGGCAGCUUGGGGAAGUAUGUGAUGGAUGAGAUUCAGCACGAGCAAUGUGAGGCAUCGUGUGAUUUUUGCACGCAUGUGUUUUGCCACCCGUGCGCACUUUGUCAGGAGGCUCGUGAGGUUCGUCGUAGGUUGCCACAUCCCGGGCUUCCCACACAACAGCCUGUCUUGGUCAUGAUCCCGCCUGGCGGACAAGCUAUGGGUCGUGCGGUUUAA
Striga hermonthica is the source of this 651-nucleotide messenger RNA. The record is from the annotation of a GenBank genome assembly. Lineage: Eukaryota; Viridiplantae; Streptophyta; Magnoliopsida; Lamiales; Orobanchaceae.